Messenger RNA from Botrytis porri, 5177 nucleotides. RefSeq lists its product as uncharacterized. The record is from RefSeq and is a predicted model, not a curated record. Lineage: Eukaryota; Fungi; Ascomycota; Leotiomycetes; Helotiales; Sclerotiniaceae. Gene Ontology annotation, cellular component: cell septum; cell periphery. Gene Ontology annotation, molecular function: chitin synthase activity. The coding region runs from base 1167 to 4820 and encodes 1217 amino acids. The transcript has 4 exons.
AUUAUGUACAGGGACAAGAACGAUGAUGAUUUACACAGAUCUACCGGUGUUGAAUGUUGAACGGGGUGAAGUCCAAAAGAUGAGGAAUGUUCCCCAAAUCCCAUUUCCGCGGUUGCUAAUGAUAGAUAGAUAUUGUAUUGUAUCGUAUACGGUAUGAUGUGCUUACAAAGGAUUCUUACCUAGUGUUCUACCAAGUACCUGCCUAGGUACUGCCUAGGUACAUCCACAUUCAAGGAAUUUCCCUUUCAAACUCAAUUGAUCAGCCAAUCGUUCUUCUCCAAAGUCGAAUGUUGUGCGGAUCUCAUGUUACUCCGUACACUUGUCCCCGGUGAGCAUACCAUCAUCCCUGAUAGGCCGUGACAAUAUUUGUUACAUUCCAUAGCGGUUCUCUUUAUUUGCCAUUCGUUAGCAAAUAACAUUUCAGUAUGUGAAUAGCUCUGUAGGGUUGUACCCAUUCUUUUUCUAUCUCUCUAAUCAUGAACUUCACAACUUCGUUCGACCUUUCAUAAACCCACCCAUGGUGAAGAUUAGAGGAGAAAAUCAUUCGUUUUUUGACUCCAUUCUCUCCCAAUCCACCCCCAAUAUAUUCGGUUUCAUUAUCAUAUCGAACUUCUCAUAUUUACAAAAGUUUAUCACUCGUUUCUUAAACAGCAAGGCGAGAUCGUUCGUAUUAACAUCUCAUUAUUUACUCCGAGGGUUCCACUGGCAAAGUACCAAAUAAGCUCCUGCCAAAAAUCCCUACCUGCCUACCUAGAGGAUACACUCGCUCACUCAAAAUAAACUUCCGCUUCUCCCACUUGCGCCAUCGAGAUUGUUUGGCAUCUCGAUAUAUUGGAAUACUCCAGAUCCCAGGUCUUACUUAUCACUCGUUCGAAAAAGAGAGAGAGAGAGAGAGAGAGAGAGGGAAUACAUACAUACAUACAUCUAUCGUACAUGUUUUAUUCACUCGAUUAAAUCACUCCAUCUACCUACCUACCUACCUACAUUCGUUAUUUUCAAGGAAUAUUCAUCAAUCAGUACAUGGACUUCUGUAACGCCGCCACCUCCUCUUGACUUUGGUCGACCAAGGAACCAAACCCACAACACUCUACAGGGAUAAUAAAACAAUCCCUCUACUCCGUGCAAACAACAUAACUUUGACCACUGUUUGACCGCCAUCAAUAAUUAUGUCUCCUCCGAGGCUACCUGAUCAUGGUGAAUCACAGAGAUCUCACCACUAUCGAAAUAACUCGCGGCGCGCACGAGUUCAAGAUGAAGAAACCGUCUAUUAUACUCUCCCACCAGCUUCGCCUACACAUGAAAGUCGACCUUCGAAAUCUUCCUUUGCUGAUACAGCAUCAUCUCCACUGACUCCAACAAUGUCUCGUGAACCAAUCUCACCAUCGCGAAACACAACACCUGCGACUGCGAUGUCGAGGAAGCGCAGUCUUAUUCGCCCCGAACGUAACAGAAUCGAUGAAAACCAUCCCAACUACCACUAUCGCCAACAUGCCGCCAAUAUGGAUACACAACCUUCAACAACUGGCAACGACCCCAUAAUGGAGGAUAUCGAGGCAGGUGCUGCGAAUACAGAGACUUCGGGGCUUCGAUCAUCGGGGGAAGCGGAAUCUGACAUUGCACCACCCGCAAGACGAACCACACGCGGUCAUGGAGCUGGACCAGAAGACCUCGCCUCGAAUGAAAAGACCGAAUUUGCUUCAAAGUCUCGAGGAAAUAAACUGAAGAGGGAGAGGGUGCCAAAAAUGUCCAAGGAGGAGAAGGAAAGGCAAAAGGCCCUCGACACUGUCAAACCACCUAGUCUUUGGAAUGUUUAUUGCGCCAUUGUAACCUUUUGGUGUCCAGGGUUUGUUCUCAAGUGUUUUGGCUUCCGUUCUAAAGCACAACAAAGAGCUUGGAGAGAAAAGAUGGGACUGAUCAGCAUUAUUCUCUAUAUCAUGGCAUUUGUGGGAUUCUUGACGUUUGGAUUUACCGCGACAGUGUGUGGGACGGGUUCAGGUCUACGAUUACAAGUCAACCAUGUGGAUUCUGGAUAUAUGAUCUUCCACGGUAACGCGUAUGAUCUUUCAAAAUCAGAACAUCCCGCUGCAACAGGCAUCACAAAUGGGGCAAACGUUCUCUAUGACUUGCCCCAAAAGUAUGGGGGUAUGGACGGAAGUUUCUUGUUCCAGAAUGUCAAUGGCAAAUGCAAAGGUUUGAUCACUUUAGCUGAUGGAUCGGACGUUCCAACCAAUUCUGACAAGGAUCUUGCAUGGUACUUCCCUUGUCAUGCAUUCAAUCAAGAUGGUUCAAGCUCUCCAAAUGAGACAACUGGUGCUUAUUUUGGGUACGCGUGCCAUUUGCAGGCAGAUGCUCGCUCAUCAUUCUACGCACUCAAUAGUGCUGGAGCCGUCUAUUUCACCUGGGAUGACAUCAAAAAUUCUUCAAGAAACCUGAUGGUUUACUCUGGCAACGUUCUUGACCUAGACCUUCUGAAAUGGUUCAACACCACUCAAGUUUCCGUUCCAUCCAGGUUUACCACCCUUGCCGAUAAGACUUCAUCCGCCAACGCCGCUGUACGCGGCAGGGAUGUUACACAUGCCUUCCAAUCUUCAGAGGACAAGAAGAUUGCUCAAUGUUUCGAGCAGAUUAUUAAAGUUGGAAGUAUUGAUACCGAAACUGUUGGAUGUAUCGCUUCCAAAGUAGUCCUUUACGUCUCUUUGGCGUUCAUUCUUGCCAUUGUUCUGGUCAAGUUCGUCUUAGCUUUGAUAUUCCAAUGGUUCAUUGCCUCGAAAUACGCCGCAUCAAAGACUUCUCAAUCAUCCGACCCCAAGAAGCGUCAACAACAAAUCGAAGAAUGGUCCGAUGAUAUCUACCGGGCUCCUCCAAGAAUGGCUGGUGAUAUUGGUAGCUCCGCUGCGGGAUCUGGAUCUGACAAGACAAGCAAACGAACUAGUGUGUUCUUGCCAACAACAUCUCGUUUCUCAAAUCCUUAUGCCGCUGCUGAUCGAUCAUCUCGCGUUGGACGUCCUCAACCUACAACCAUGGCAAGUCAAGCCUCGACAGCUCAGUUGAUUCCCCCAAACCCUAUGUUCCGAAAUCAGAACGGUAGCCGAAACAGUCUUUUGCGAACUGAUAACUCGAAUGAUCUCGAUGGGUCUGGACCUACCAGCUUCAUUCAUGAUCUAGUAGUUCCUCAGCCACCAAAAGAAUGGGAACCAUACGGCUUCCCUCUGGCUCAUGCAAUUCUUCUCGUGACUGCCUAUUCUGAAGGUGAACUUGGUAUUCGUACGACCCUCGACUCUAUCGCUACGACUGAUUAUCCUAAUAGUCACAAAACUAUUCUGGUUAUUUGUGAUGGUAUUAUUAAGGGUGAAGGUGAACCAAAGUCAACACCAGAAGUUGUUCUUGGCAUGAUGAAAGAUUUUGUCACUCCUGUUGAAGAAGUUCCUGCAUUCUCUUACGUCGCGGUCGAAAGAGGUUCAAAGAGACAUAACAUGGCCAAAGUGUACGCUGGAUUCUACGAUUACGGUGCUGAUUCUACUAUCAACGUAAAUAGACAACUCCGAGUUCCAAUGGUGUGUAUUGUAAAGUGUGGUACUCCUGAUGAAGCCACACACCGCAAACCUGGAAACAGAGGCAAGCGUGACAGUCAAAUUAUCUUGAUGUCUUUCUUACAGAAAGUCAUGUUUGAUGAACGUAUGACUGAACUCGAGUUUGAAAUCUUUAAUGGAUUCUAUCAAAUUAGUGGCAUCUUCCCGGAUAUGUAUGAGGUUGUUCUUAUGGUUGAUGCAGAUACAAAGGUUUUCCCUGACAGUUUGACACACAUGGUAUCGGCAAUGGUUAAAGAUCCUGAAAUUAUGGGACUUUGCGGAGAGACAAAGAUUGCGAACAAACGUGCCAGUUUUACAACUGCGAUACAAGUUUUCGAAUACUUCAUUUCUCAUCACUCUGUCAAAUCUUUCGAAUCGAUUUUCGGUGGUGUUACUUGUCUUCCUGGUUGUUUCUCCAUGUAUAGAAUCAAGGCUCCAAAGGGCGGUAACUAUUGGGUUCCUAUCUUGGCCAAUCCUGAUGUCGUCGAACAUUACUCGGAUAACGUAGUAGACACGCUACAUAAGAAGAACUUGCUACUUUUGGGAGAGGAUCGAUACCUCUCAACACUCAUGCUUCGAACAUUUCCCAAGCGUAAACAAGUAUUUGUCCCACAAGCUGUUUGCAAAACUCAAGUACCAGACUCUCUUUGGGUUCUCAUGUCACAAAGACGAAGAUGGAUCAACAGUACCGUCCACAAUUUGAUGGAAUUAGUUUUGGUCAGAGAUCUUUGCGGUACUUUCUGCUUCAGUAUGCAGUUUGUCGUCUUUAUCGAUCUCGUCAGUACUCUGGUGCUUCCCGCUGCUAUUGCCUUCACAAUCUACGUCGUAAUCAUUUCGAUUAUUCGUCGCCCUGUCCAAAUCAUUCCGCUUGUACUUUUGGGAUUGAUCCUUGGUCUGCCAGCAGUUUUGAUUGUUAUAACAGCUCAUCGUUGGGUUUAUGUUCUCUGGAUGAUGAUUUAUCUUGUCUCCUUGCCAAUUUGGAAUUUCUUACUCCCAGCAUACGCCUUUUGGAAAUUCGAUGAUUUCUCAUGGGGAGAUACUCGUAAGACUGCGGGUGAAAAGACCAAAAAGGCAGGUAUUGAAUACGAAGGAGAAUUCGAUAGUUCAAAGAUUACCAUGAAGCGAUGGAAGGAGUUUGAGAGAGAAAGAAUCUUAAGAAGUAACCCAAGUUGGGUUAAUUCAAAUACUUCAUUGAAUAAAGAAAAUCAUCGUUGGCAGCAACAUCAAUAUGAUGAUUAUGCGGAUAGUUGAGGUGGCUUGGAUAGGGUUAUUCUGAUGGAAGGGUAAUGAACGGGGUCGAUUAGACUUUGCUUGUUGUUUAUUAUUGAGCGUACAUAAUGCAUCCCGUGUUUGGAAAGUGGGAUGAAAAAAUUCCAUGAUUUUUUGUGGGUUGGGGCGGUAGUAUAGUCAGUCAGUCAGUCUCCCUUUUUGAAAAAGAGGGCGUAAUAUUAUAUUGUUUUGUAAUCGUAGUCUUGAACUAAUUUUGGUGGUUUAUGAGGCUUUUUUGGGGGGUUUUUGAUUGAGGGUGUGGGUGGAUGGGGGCUGUACACGGUUUUAUGAGAUUAUGGGUUGGGGGUGGGAAAAGUGGAAGGUGGCAGGUGGUAUUUA